Messenger RNA from Linum trigynum, 771 nucleotides. The record is from the annotation of a GenBank genome assembly. NCBI's taxonomy places the organism in Eukaryota, Viridiplantae, Streptophyta, Magnoliopsida, Malpighiales, Linaceae.
AUGGUCUUCUUAAUGGAGACUAAACAAACUUCAGAGGAAAAUGAAUCGUUGAGGAAUGAGAUGGGAUUUGAGAAAGGUGAAAGUUGGCCUAUGGACAAUAGUGGAGGUGGGAGAGCGGGUGGUCUAAGCGUUUGGUGGAAGGAGGAAAUAAAUGCAACGGCCAUGUCAGGCUCUUUACACCAUAUUGACAUGAAAAUUGUUGAAGGGACAGACGAGGUGUGGAGAUUCACGGGGGUCUAUGGGUGGCCUGAAGGAAGUGACAAGGAGCAAAUGUGGGACCUAAUACGAAAACUGUCGAAUCAGUGGGAGGGAGCAUGGCUAUGCGGGGGUGACUUAAACCAAGUGCUUACGGCCGCUGAAAAAGCGGGAGGACGCGCGCCGGUGGAAAGGGAUAUGCAGGCGUUCCGCGAUUGCUUAUUGGAUGCGCAGCUUUCUGAUCUAGGUUAUACUGGAUACGAUUUUACGUGGGAAAAUAAGAGAGCGACGGAGGGCUAUAUUGAGGAACGACUCGAUAGAUUUGUGGCCACGGCUGCAUGGCAACAUAUGUUUCGGCAAGGAAGGGUACUCCACCUGGAUAAGUUGCGGUCAGAUCAUAGGCCAAUAGUCUGUGAUACUCAUGGUGAUGAUGAUAUUGACCCAAAAUGGGGAUGGAGCUUUAAAUUUGAGCCGAUGUGGGUUAAGCAUGAAAACUGUGAAAAGGUGGUCGCGGAAGCAUGGGGCAUGGCAGGGGAGGCGGAUGCUCUGUGCAAAUUAAAUGUUGUCCGAGAGUAG